Molecule: messenger RNA, 2027 nt
Organism: Lolium rigidum
Lineage: Eukaryota; Viridiplantae; Streptophyta; Magnoliopsida; Poales; Poaceae
Product: protein EDS1L-like
Exons: 3
Coding region: 16-1875 (619 amino acids)
Biological process (GO): lipid metabolic process; defense response
Source: RefSeq, a predicted model, not a curated record
CACCGGCUCACCACGAUGCCGAUGGACACUCCACCGCGGCGCGCGGCGGCGCUGUCCGACGACGACCGCCUGCUGGUCGACCACUGCGCCGCGCUCUCCUUCCCCUCGGGCUCCCGCUCCCCGACCUCCGCCGCCGCCGCCGCCUCCUCCUUCCAAGUGCACCACGCGUCCCGCCCGUACCCCUGCGCGGCCUUCGUCUUCACGCCCACCUGGUCCGCCGCCGGCUGGAUGCCCGACGCCGGCGGCCGCGCGCCGUUCGGGGACGCGGAGGUCGACCCCGUGGUCUUCCCGUCGCUCCGCAGCGUCGGGAGCGGCGUCCCCGCGCGCGCCAGCGCCGCCUUCAUGGCCGCCUUCGCAGGCCUGCUCGACGGCUCGCCGCUCCAGUCCGAGGUAUCUAGAGCGGUGGCAGAGGAGAAACGUAUCGUAUUCACAGGCCAUUCAUCAGGGGGUUCAGUAGCCACCCUUGCUGCCAUAUGGUUUCUUGAGAACUGUACCAGACGGGGAAGUGUCAAUCAAGCACAACCGUUUUGUGUGACCUUUGGGGCACCUCUUGUUGGAGAUAAUAUUUUCAACCACGCUGUUAGAAGGGAGGGCUGGUCGCAGUGUAUCUUGCAUUUCAUCAUGCCACUAGACAUCAUCCCACGAAUACCACUGACCCCCCUUGCAUCCUCUAGAGAACAAAUUCAAUCUGUUCUCGAUUGGUUAUCUCCUCAUAGUCCAAACUUCUCACCUGCUGGGAAUUCGCUUGUCAUUCCUGAGUUUUAUGAAACCUUGUUGAGAAGCACGCUAUCUAUUGCCAGCUAUGAGGCCUGCUCUUUCAUGGGAUGCACUAGCUCAAUCCUAGGAACACUUACGUCCUUCAUUGAGCUCUCCCCUUACAGACCCUGUGGGACUUAUCUUUUCUUGACGAGUCCCGAACAACUGAUUGUUCUCACAAACUCGGAUGCUGUAUUGCAGUUGCUAUUUUACUUCCUUCAAUUGGAUCCCCAACAACAAUUGCUUGAUGCUGCUGCCAGAAGUUUAAGUGCUCACUGGCAAUAUGAAUCGAUUAAGCAAUGUGUGACACAAGAGAUAGCUUGUGUGGACUACCUAGGAGCAAUUUCAUCAUCCCUUCCUGGUAGGCCAAUGAAUGGAACAGCAAUUGGUGGACUUGAACUGAGUAAGGAAGCUAUGCUGAGCCUUGCUGCAGCUGGACAAUGGGAGAAGCAAAGAGAGAUAAACCAAGCAAAGAUAGACGCAAACUGCAGUAAAAUUCAGGAAGCCCUCAAGUCCCUGAACGAGUACAAGAGAACAUGCGAGCUCCAUGAAGUGAGUUACUACGAUUCCUUCAAGCUUCAGCGGGAAGUGCAUGACUUCAAUUCAAACGUACGUAGGUUGGAACUAGCCGGCCUUUGGGACGAGAUAAUUGAGAUGUUGCGAAGGCGUGAACUUCCGGAUGCGUUUGAAGGGCGAGAAGAGUGGGUGAAUCUGGGAACCUCAUACCGCCGGCUGGUCGAGCCCUUGGACAUUGCAAACUACUACAGGCAUUCCAAGAACGAGGACACCGGCUCCUACCUCUGCAAGGGGAGGCCAAGGCGUUACAAGUACACGCAGAAAUGGCGCGAGCAGUUACUGCGUAUCCCACUAGGUUCCAGCCUCGAGUCGUGCUUCUGGGCAAUGUCUGAGGAGCUCCAGGCCGAGAUGGUCAACGGCAAAUCGUUCCAGGAUCUCAAAGACAGGGUGGGUAAACUGGAGAGCGAUGCACUUGGAUGGUUCACCUCUGGAAGUCUUGGCAAAGAUGUGUUUCUGAGCAGCUCAUCCUUCGUGAUAUGGUGGAAGACGCUCCCAGAGCAGCACAGGUCUGCAUCCUGCAUCGCGAGACUUGUACCUCCGUAAGGUAAGAUCUCUUUAGAGCUAGCCGUUUCCGAUAUGCCAAGAGCUACUGUAUAUUGUGUUUCUGAACUCUUACGUGUAGUACUUUGUAUGUACGUAUUCUCGACGGUAAACAGACUAUUUAAAAAUGCUAAACAGUUGCCACAUAAAACUCA